GUUCCCGCCCUCAGCCUGUGCGCAUGCGCGUGUGUGACGCCAGCUCGUCUUACAGGUCGUUGCUAGGAUACAGAUCACCACAGGUCGUUGCUAGGAUACAGAUCACCACAGAGAGGCUGACUGAGCUCGUGACCGUCGUUACUCUGAUUACUCUGAUUACUCUGAUUAAAGUUCACGCGACAGGAAGCGAAAUGUCUGCAGCUUAUAAAAGUGACGGACGGAGCUUUCCCGCCAAACGAUUCCCAGCCCGGAGGUUUACGUCACACCACCGAAGAAGAGAAGGUUCUGGUCACUGGCUCGUGUCGUUCAGGAGAGCAGAGCAGCAGAAACACCUGAAAGUUCUUCAGAGGGUCAACGCGGCGUGUAGAAGAAGAGAAGAUGAAGAUGAUGAUGGUCAUCGUCAUGGUAACACGUUAGACGCGGCGCUGCUGCUCCGGUAUCACUGCGUGGACGACCCGGCUGAGCUCUGCUCGGUGGACGUCAGAGAACUCCAACUGGACUCUGUCAAAGCUGAAGAAGUGAAGCUGUUUGUGAACGUAGCUUACGUCGAUGCUUCGAUCAACUCGCUCGCUUUAGAGUCUUUCAGCAGUUUUCAGUCUCUGAGGGAACUCAAUCUGUCGUUAAACGGGCUGAAAAACAUCAAACUUCAGGCAGUCGACCUUCCUCAUCUGCAGGUUUUGAAUCUGUCUUUUAACUGUCUGUCUGCUGAGGACGUCAUCUCCGUCGGUCGACUUCCUCGUCUGAAGAUUCUUCAUCUGACAGGAAAUCAUCUUCCUCAUCUUCCUCAUCUGACUUCAUCAAACGACACUCAAAAGUCAACUGAAGACGAUGAUAGACGCUUUAAAUGUCUCGAAGUUUUGAUGCUGGACGACAACAAACUGUCGUCUGAAGUCUUCAACAGUCUAUCAAAGCUCCAGAGGCUGAAAGUUUUAAACCUGCAGAAGAACCACAUCUCUGAAAUCCCGUAUGUGAUGGACGGGUUCAAACCUGCGACAUCUGUCCAGGAUAAACUCGCCUCUAAAGAGCCGAACCCUGAAGAACCCGUCAGGAGGAUCUCAGAGAUCUUUGAAAACUGGGACGGGUUCAGGACAGGGUCCAAUCUGCCGCUACCAGAACUUCAGUUCCUCGAUUUAUCUGACAACCAGAUCGCAGAAGAAGAAGCUGUGCUGGCAGCUGCUCUCUUCCUGAAGCUUCGACAGAUCGAUAUUCACUCAAACCCCCUGACCACACGGAGGAGCGGAGAUCCUCCGUUACUGACCCACUACCUCCACGAGAGGCUGGGCGUCACAAUAAAACGUAAGAAGACACAGGAAGUGAUGAAGAUCCCGCUGAAGGCGUCCUCUGAUCCAGAAUGGACGGUGGGAAGUGUUCUGGAUCGACCGUCAAGAUCGGACUCCAUGAACCCAAAACAGCUUCAACGUCUCGUGUCGCAGGGCGAAAAAAGAAACCCAAAAGUGUCAAAGAAGACGGUUCUGAUGAACACACAUCGUCCUGCUCGGACUGAGAAAUGUCAGCUGACCGUCAGGGCAAGAUCAGAACCUGAAGGACUAGAACCUGAAGACGGACCAGAACCUGAAGGGAAGAACGAAGACAACACCUUGGAGGAACAUUCAGAACAGUUCUUUGUUACUCAGUUUGAUCUUCGAGCUGAAGUUGAACAAACUUCAGAGAACAACGACGAUAAAUUAACUCGUGAUGAAACGUUGACAGACGUGAACGCGGCCCAUGAGGAGGUCCGUGAGGAGGUCCCGCCCGUCGGAAUUCAAACGGCCGUCCGGAUGCUCGAACACACUCUGAAGAAUCUGAACUUUUACAGAGACUCCAGACCAAAACUGGACUGCAUCCAGACUCUGUACACGGAACGACAGAAGAAGAUUAAAGAACUUCCUCCUCUGAAGAUAAAACAUCGAUCUGAACGAGUCGACGAGCUGAUAAAGGAGAUGAAGGAGAGCUCCACCAUCAGAGUCCCUCUAAGCGGAGCGAUGAACGGCACCGGAGUGAACAAACAGGAAGCUCUGUCACUGCUGAAGGACAUGAAGAGGAAGUACAAGAUGGUCCAUCAGAAAAUGAUGGGACAACAGAACCAACCAGAACAGAGCUGCAGAUCUUCUGAAUGUUUCUUCUUGCCUUGAAUAAAAUCAAAAAAUGAAAUCAGUAAAUCUUCAGUCAAUUGA
Molecule: messenger RNA, 2174 nt
Organism: Larimichthys crocea (large yellow croaker)
Lineage: Eukaryota; Metazoa; Chordata; Actinopteri; Sciaenidae
Gene: xrra1
Product: X-ray radiation resistance associated 1
Exons: 16
Coding region: 24-2132 (702 amino acids)
Cellular component (GO): nucleus
Molecular function (GO): protein binding
Source: RefSeq, a predicted model, not a curated record